Molecule: messenger RNA, 1234 nt
Organism: Gossypium raimondii (Peruvian cotton)
Lineage: Eukaryota; Viridiplantae; Streptophyta; Magnoliopsida; Malvales; Malvaceae
Product: serine/arginine-rich SC35-like splicing factor SCL30
Exons: 8
Coding region: 166-1017 (283 amino acids)
Molecular function (GO): RNA binding
Source: RefSeq, a predicted model, not a curated record
CUUAUAGAGAAGCAGGCCGACCGGGCCCAACACAGCGGUCCAAAGCAGAACAACAUUAACAUAUAGUACACACUACACACAGUUUGAGAUCAAAAACUCCGGAAAGCACAAUCGUCCUUUUUCUGUUCUGUCGCUGUUUCAGAUUUGUCCUCCAAGGCUUUUGGGAUGAGGAGAUACAGUCCCCAAUACCAUAGUCCUCCAAGGAGAGGCUAUGGUGGUAGAGAAAGAGAUUUUCCUAGGAGGGGAUACGGCGGUGGUGGCGGCGGCGGCAGCGGUUAUGGCAGGAGGGAACAGAGUCAUGGAAGUCUUUUGGUUAGAAACAUUCCUUUGGAUUGCAGACCCGAAGAACUUCGAAUCCCUUUCGAGAGAUUUGGGCUCGUUAGGGAUGUUUAUAUCCCUAAAGACUACUACACAGGACAACCUCGAGGGUUUGCAUUUGUGCAGUUUGUGGAUUCUUAUGAUGCUUCUGAAGCUCAACGUCGCAUGAAUGGGAAAAUAUUUGCUGGGAGAGAGAUAUCGGUGGUUGUGGCUGCAGAGACAAGGAAAAGGCCUGAGGAAAUGCGCCAUAAAUCUAGGGCUAGAGGACCAUCAGGCUAUGGGGGACGAUCAUCUUAUUAUGGGCGUUCUCGGUCUCGUUCACCAUCCCGUAUGCGUUCUCCUCACCAUCCUUCGAGUUCUAGAGGCCGCUACCGCUCGAGGUCUUACUCACCUGCUCCAAGACGACGAGGAAACUAUUCUGUUUCACCAGGUAGAAGGCAUGAAGAACAGCCAAGGUCUCCAGUAGGUCCUCCGCAAGAACGAGAUGGUGAUUACAGUCACAGAUCAUAUUCUCCAGGAUAUGAAAAUGCCGAUGGAAAUGGUUAUGGCGAGAAAUCCGCAAUUGAGCCCGAGAACUCUCGGGCUGCAUGGAGGCGAUCUCCAUGUAGAUCAUCAAGGUCUCCAGGUAGAUAUUCAAGGUCUCCUUCUGGGUCUAGAUCGAGAUCUGCUGACCUUCACGUAGGCAUAGCAGACAAGUAGCAAACUUUAGCCUCUGGGUGCAUAUGGCAUCUAUAUCAGAUGGUGGAUUCAGUGGUGAUUAGUCUUUUUGUGUGCUUAUCUCUAUCAUUUUGAAUGGGACAUCUAAAUUUGUGGCUUGCUUUCAUAUUUGUUCUAUCUAAACACUGUAACGAAACAACAACGACGUUUGAGUUUGAGUUUUCGGCUCUUCUAAAUCUAGUUUUCGUGCUUGGCAUUC